AUGGCUCCGUUUUCGCAUGUUAUAUAUUUCCAACAAAGUGUUCCCUUUUCACCUUUGUAUACCCCAAAAGCAUUUUGUACGCACGUGUCUAUGUCCACUAAUUUUGUAUUUUCAUUGCUUUUGCAGGGUCUAGCGUGCGAUAGCGGCCAAAAAAUAAGUGAGGCGAUUAGAGAAAUGUUUAGCAAUGUUUUUAUUUUUAUUUCUUUUGCAGCUGGUUUUUUGUAGGAUCUGAGUUUUGCUCUAUAUUCUUCUGUUUUCUCUUCAUUUUUAUCAAUUUUAGUGGAUUUUUCUGUUUUUGGCUUUUCUUCAGUUUCUGCGCGAAUUUCUAAUGGGUAAAGAAGGGGUAUUGCUCUAGUUAGCGUUUUUCCUUUCGAGAGAAUUUUGGCUACUCUUUUUUCUCCAUCUCUCCCUUGUAUUAGUUUAACCACUCUACCCAUUUUCCAUUGAUUUCUAGGGAGGUUUUUGUCGCCAAUCAACACUAUAUCUCCCUCACUUGGUUCGUAGGUUGUGUAUUUCUUUUGUUUAUGUUUGUCCAUUCGUUCUUUGAGCGAUUGUAAGUAUUCAGUGGACCAUCUUUCCCAGAAUUUUUCAACUCUUAUUUGAAGUGUUCCCCAAAUAUUUACUAAUUUCUCAUGUGUUUUUUCCUUUUCCUUAAAUUCAAGGUCAUUUUCAUUUUCGGGUAUUAAGCGUAAAAAUUCGUUUUUAUUUUUAUUUGGUUGCAUAAAAUCUAUAGGGCAUAAGGGAUUGGGUGAUUCCAUGUCCGAACAAACAUAAGUUAAUGGCCUAGAAUUGAUUAUCGAUUUUACUUGAACUAUUAGUGUUCGCAUGUCUUCAAUUUCUAAAUAUUUUUUCCCUGUAACCAAUUUAAUGUGUUUUUUAGUUAAUCCCACUAAGCGCUCAUAUGUUCCACCAAACCAUGGUGAAAGCUCGGGAAUAAACUUCCACUCUAGUUUUUC
Messenger RNA from Meloidogyne enterolobii, 956 nucleotides. Lineage: Eukaryota; Metazoa; Nematoda; Chromadorea; Rhabditida; Meloidogynidae. The record is from the annotation of a GenBank genome assembly.